AUGGCUUGCAAAGCUAUGUUACUACUUUUCUUGAUACUAUUUUCAGUUAACGCCAAUACAAUCAGUGAUAAAGAUCUAAAGGGCAAAAAUGUCAUCGUGACUGGGGCAGCUAGAGGUAUAGGAUAUGCUAUUGCAGAUAAUUUCCUAGCUAAUGGAGUCAAUCUAAUAAUUAUUCUGGAUAAAAAUGCUACUAACGGAGUAAGUGCAGCAGAAACUCUGAAAUGUAAACAUGGAAGAGAUAAAGUUAUUUUUAUACCGUGUGAUGUUACGAAAGAUCUUCUUCUGUUGGAUGUAAUAAUUGAUCUAUAUGGGCCAAUAGACGUGUUGGUAAACAAUGCUGGAAUACUUGAUGAGGCCCAACCCAGAAAAAUGAUACUGACAAAUAGCAUUGCACCGAUUGAAUGGUCAUUGAAAUUCAGAGAAUACGCGAGAAAAGACAAAGGCGGUCAUGGCGGAACUAUUAUAAACACCGCGUCUAGGUCAGGUUACAGAAUAACCCCAUUCAUGGUUUCUUACAGUUCAUCCAAGUACGCUAGUUCAACAUUCAGUAAGUCUUUAGGACACCCAUAUAACUUCAAAAGAACAGGAAUCAGGAUUGUGGCUCUAUGUCCAGAACUGACCCACACUGCGAUGACUGCAAAGCAAACAGUUUGGGGUGAUCAAUUGGAAGAUUAUAAAAAAGUAAUCAAGGAUGCCGUUUGGCAGGAACCAGAUGAAGUCGGCAAAGCAGUCGUCCAAAUAUUCAAGAUUGCUGAUUCCGGCACCGCUUGGAGAAUUUCUGGGGGUAAACACACCUUAGCUCCGGCCUAUCAAUAUUUGACAGAUGAAGAAAUUGAAAAGGCUUUAUACAUGUAG
This is a messenger RNA of Bombyx mori (domestic silkworm), 855 nucleotides long. Its product is annotated as 15-hydroxyprostaglandin dehydrogenase [NAD(+)]. Bases 1 to 855 code for a protein of 284 amino acids. Gene Ontology annotation, molecular function: oxidoreductase activity, acting on the CH-OH group of donors, NAD or NADP as acceptor. The record is from RefSeq and is a predicted model, not a curated record. The transcript has a single exon. Gene Ontology annotation, cellular component: cytoplasm. Lineage: Eukaryota; Metazoa; Arthropoda; Insecta; Lepidoptera; Bombycidae.